Carassius carassius (crucian carp) is the source of this 1823-nucleotide messenger RNA. RefSeq names its product pleiotropic regulator 1 (gene plrg1). Gene Ontology annotation, molecular function: protein binding. Bases 127 to 1656 code for a protein of 509 amino acids. Gene Ontology annotation, biological process: mRNA splicing, via spliceosome. NCBI's taxonomy places the organism in Eukaryota, Metazoa, Chordata, Actinopteri, Cypriniformes, Cyprinidae. Gene Ontology annotation, cellular component: catalytic step 2 spliceosome; precatalytic spliceosome; Prp19 complex. The transcript is spliced from 15 exons. The record is from RefSeq and is a predicted model, not a curated record.
UCUACCGGAAGACGCAUUGUCGCGCCCGGAAGUCUAGUGUUGUUCUCAUCCGGUUCAAGUUGUGAUUGUGUGGCGUGUGGUGAAGGUUUUGUGUUCAAUACUGAUUGCCGUGUUGCUGUUUUAAGCAUGACUGAGGACGUACAGAAGCACUCGGUGCACACACUCGUGUUCCGCUCUUUGAAGAGGACUCAUGAUAUGUUUGUGUCGGAUCACGCUAAAGCAGUAGCGCUGGACGAUCAGAGCUACAAGAUGAAGAUGGCAGUGAAGAUGCGAGCGGAGUAUAAGCCCGUGCUGCACAUGCCUGUGCUGAAGGAGGGUCGAGAGCGAGGGUCUGACCCCUACGGCCCGCUGGGAUACACGCUGCCCGAUGCUAGUCCAGAUUACAUGGUGACCGGGACUCAUCCGUAUCCAUCUGCUCCGGGAGUGGCCCUCACUGCAGACACACAGAUGCAGAAGAUGCCCAGUGAAGCAGCUGUUCACUCCAUGGCUCUGGCUCUUCCUCCAGCUCAAGCCAGGCAGGAAGCCAGUCGGACUGCAGCCAGUGUGGCAGAAAUCCACCGACACGCCGGAGCCGGGGAGCGAUCGCAUCCACCGCAGCACGCACUGUCUCUCCUGGAGGGAGGCACAAAGAGUUCUGCACUGGUGCCUAGAAAGGCUCCCACUAUGCCCAAACCUCAGUGGCACCCCCCAUGGAAACUGUACCGAGUCAUCAGUGGUCAUCUGGGUUGGGUCAGAUCUAUAGCAGUGGAGCCUGGGAACCAGUGGUUUGUGACUGGAUCAGCAGACAGGACUAUAAAGAUCUGGGAUCUUGCGAGCGGGAAGCUGAAGCUGUCUCUGACGGGUCACAUCAGCACCGUGAGAGGAGUCGCAGUCAGCACUCGCAGUCCUUACCUCUUCUCCUGCGGCGAGGACAAGCAGGUCAAGUGCUGGGAUCUGGAGUACAACAAGGUUAUACGACACUAUCACGGCCAUCUGAGCGCAGUCUAUGACCUGGACCUCCAUCCUACCAUUGAUGUGCUGGUGACCUGCAGCAGAGAUGCCACCGCCAGAGUUUGGGACAUCAGGUCCAAGGCAAAUGUCCACACUCUUUCUGGACACACAAACACAGUGGCCACCGUCAAAUGUCAAAGUGCCGAACCUCAGGUGGUUACAGGAAGUCAUGACACCACCAUCAGACUCUGGGAUCUGGUCGCUGGCAAGACUAGAGCCACUCUGACCAAUCACAAGAAGUCUGUCAGAGCGCUGGUGCUCCAUCCCAGACAGUACACCUUUGCCUCUGGCUCUCCAGACAACAUCAAGCAGUGGAAAUGUCCCGAUGGGAACUUCAUCCAAAACCUUUCAGGACACAACGCCAUUAUCAACACGCUGGCGGUCAAUUCAGACGGCGUUCUGGUGUCAGGAGCUGAUAACGGCACCAUUCACAUGUGGGACUGGAGGACUGGCUACAACUUCCAGAGGAUCCAUGCGGCGGUGCAGCCCGGCUCUCUGGACAGCGAGUCUGGGAUCUUUGCGUGUGUGUUCGAUCAGUCUGAGAGCCGCCUCAUUACAGCAGAGGCCGACAAAACCAUCAAGGUCUACAAAGAGGACGACACGGCUACUGAGGAGUCCCAUCCGGUUAAUUGGAAACCUGAGAUUCUGAAGAGGAAAAGAUUUUAGUUUUUGUAUUUUUGUAUUUUUAUUUUUUUCCUAUUUCAAAGGUUUCAUUUUGUUACGUUUUCGCCGUCUAAGACACAAACACAGUUUUAGACUUUGAAUCAUAUGACGCAUUUAGCUUUGCUCUGUCUAUUAAAAAAAAAAAAAAAGCAACACUGCAGUUGUCUUCA